AUGAAACCUCCUUGUUCCGACACAACGUGUAGACUAAAGUGUAUAGAAAAAGUGUCUCAUGAUCAGAGAUUCCAAAGUUUUGAAAAAUUUUGGAACAUUGGCGACCUAGACUUACAAAGAGCAUACAUCCAUUCUUGUAUGACCGACAUAACACCCAGGUAUAAAUAUACAAAUGCAGAACAGCCUCGCAAACCCAACAAAGCAUUUCAUUUCAUAGUUAAUGAAAAACUUACAAGAAUUUGUAAAACAUUUUUCAUGAGGACGCUUGAUAUAUCCGACCGGUUUAUUCGCACAGUCAAAAACAACCGCGAUGCUCAUAGUUUUACAAAACCGGAUGGUAGAGGUAAGCAUAAUCAUCAUAAGGAUAUAGCUCUAAAGCUAGUAGAAGAUAUUAAAAACCAUAUUAAUUGGAUACCCAGAAUGGAAGCCCAUUAUGUGAGAUCUGACUCAAGUCGAGAAUAG
Messenger RNA from Psylliodes chrysocephalus, 462 nucleotides. The record is from the annotation of a GenBank genome assembly. NCBI's taxonomy places the organism in Eukaryota, Metazoa, Arthropoda, Insecta, Coleoptera, Chrysomelidae.